This is a messenger RNA of Bursaphelenchus xylophilus (pine wood nematode), 1790 nucleotides long. The record is from the annotation of a GenBank genome assembly. NCBI's taxonomy places the organism in Eukaryota, Metazoa, Nematoda, Chromadorea, Rhabditida, Aphelenchoididae.
AUGAACAAAAUGAACUGGAAAAAAUCGGCGUCCGUGAUUUUGAGUGAGUUUUUCUUCAUUAUUCUUGUUAAUUUAGGUGGAGAAGGUGAUGGAACCCUUGAUUAUUCUUUAUUUUUGCUGUAGAGGUCUUAGUUCAUCGGAAAACACCGGGUUUUACCAAUUUUUGAGGAUUUUUUAUAUUGCACUAGGUAAAUUGAUGUGAACACAGCGAAAAUCAACGAUUUUUUGGGAAAAACUUAUAUGGAAAGCUGCUAAAGAUCAUGUUAGUGAUAUUUCGGAUGCUUAUCUUCAAUAUCCUCUGCAAAAAAUGCGAUUUUUUGAAUAUUUUAUAUUGUACUAGGUAGAAACUGAUGUUUUUGCUAAAAAAAUAGUUUUUCAUCACAAACCUAAUAUUAGCUUUUAGUAAACAAAUCUUUACGUCAUAUAUUGAUGAUGAAACGUGGCCCCACCGCCAAAUUCAUGCCGAAUUCGAUGGUUUUCCCGGGCGGAAUACUCGAAGAUCCGUAUGAUCUCAAGUUCAACAAAAAGCUCACCAAUUUUGCGGCAAGAACCGAUGCGAACAUCUCCGUGGAGGAGGAUUUGGGGUUCCGGAUAUGUGCGUUGAGGGAAUUGUUUGAGGAAGCCGGGAUUUUGUUGAGGGAAAAUGAGGUGGUCACCAAUAAAGAUGACCCCAAAUUGGAUGAAUGGAGAACAAAGGUGGGUGAAGAUCGAUGUUUUUUGGACGUUUUUAGAGCUCUUCUUGCUAUUCAUAAGAAACAGAAACGGUUUUGACAUUGUUCUUGAUAGUUUUAGUUCAAGAGGAACACUUGACUCAACCCAGAUUUUGAGUCAAGUUUUGCUCCGAAAACCUUGAUUAUUGGAUUGUUUAUGAUGCGUUAACAUUAUUUAUGACCUAGAAUAUUUAUUUCCGAAUAAUUUCUUGUAUUUUUUGGUAUUCAAAAAAAUUUGAGUCAAGUCUUUCCUUUUCAGGUUACAAAAGAUCCACAACUUUUUUCACACCUUUUUACCCCGCAAAAACCCGCAAAUGUGGCUACUCUCCAGCCCUACGCCCGUUGGUUAACCCCGAACGCGUAUAAACGCCGAUUUGACGCCGUAUUUUACACAGUGCAAUUGGAAGAUUUCAAUGAAAAAAUCUAUCAUUGCGAAAAAGAAAUGGCCGAAUCGCUGUGGAUAUCGCCAGAGGAUUGCAUUCAAAAGACUGCUGUUGAAAGUAAGCGAUUUUUGAGCAGUUCACUUGAGAUUCAGAGAUUUCGUGGUAGGACCCAAACAUAUUAAAAUUGGGUGAAAAUUGUCUAUGUAGACUCUUAAAUACUCUGAAAAGGAAAUUUUUAACCUUUAUUGGUUGUUUUCGACAUUUCUACAGCCGAAGAAAGACUUGACCCAAAUUUGAGUCAAGUCUUUCUCUCGCGAUUUUUGAUGGAAUUCGAUCAAAAAUGAUUACGGAAUUGAUUAAAAUACGAUUUCCAGAGUCUCUCAGUGUCCCUCCGCCACAAUUCCGAACCAUGAUCAGCCUACAACAGCAUGAUAUUACACUACCUUUCGACUCCACAACAUAUCCGGAAAGAGUAUGCCCACAGAUUGUGGAAUGCACGGACGACCCCACAAUACGAUGUGGAAUCAUCCCACCUGAUUCGGACUUUAUUACGGACAACUCGGACUUUGUUGGCCUACGAUAUAUGACCAAAAAGGAAAUCGUCGAACCAGCCGGACCAAAAGUUUCGAGAAUUGUCUAUUUGACCGGCCCCAUUAUGUAUACUGGACAACAGGUCUUGCAGAAGGGUCUAGAAUAG